Messenger RNA from Gastrolobium bilobum, 2686 nucleotides. Its product is annotated as protein RRP6-like 3. Gene Ontology annotation, molecular function: 3'-5'-RNA exonuclease activity; nucleotide binding; nucleic acid binding. The transcript is spliced from 13 exons. NCBI's taxonomy places the organism in Eukaryota, Viridiplantae, Streptophyta, Magnoliopsida, Fabales, Fabaceae. Gene Ontology annotation, biological process: nuclear polyadenylation-dependent snoRNA catabolic process; TRAMP-dependent tRNA surveillance pathway; exonucleolytic trimming to generate mature 3'-end of 5.8S rRNA from tricistronic rRNA transcript (SSU-rRNA, 5.8S rRNA, LSU-rRNA). Bases 12 to 2618 code for a protein of 868 amino acids. Gene Ontology annotation, cellular component: nucleolus; nuclear exosome (RNase complex). The record is from RefSeq and is a predicted model, not a curated record.
ACGGAAACAAGAUGCGCGUGGCAUUCACGAUCGCUACUUUAGCUGCUAUCAUCUCCAUCUUCUACACCGCACGACGCCAUUCAAGGCGCAAGCAGCACAAGUCCCCUUCGAGUUCGUGCUAUUUAUAUUCUGAACCAAAACCACAGUAUGCGUUUAAGCGACUCUUAGCUGAUAAUUCCUACACUCCGUUCAAGCACUUGAAUCUCAACGACUCCACUAGCAACGGUACAUUUAGUGCUUCGAAUUCGCAUCCGUUUGAGGCAGAGAUUACGGCAUUGUUGAAAAAUCCUCAGCCUGAAAUUGAACUUGGUACUGAGAUCGUGGACAUGGAAAUGAAUGAUUCGUAUGUUUGGAUCGAUACAGAGAUGCAGUUAAAGCAACUGGUCGAUGUAUUGACCAAAGAGAGGUUCUUUGCUGUGGACACAGAACAACAUAGCUUACGCUCUUUUUUAGGCUUUACAGCAUUAGUUCAAAUUUCUACGCAGCAGAAAGAUUAUUUGGUUGACACAAUUGCCCUGCAUGAUUUCAUGGGAAUUCUUCGCCCAGUUUUUGCCAACCCUUCAAUUUGUAAAGUGUUCCAUGGGGCUGACAACGAUGUUCUCUGGCUACAGAGGGACUUCCAUAUAUACGUUGUUAAUCUAUUUGAUACUUCCAAGGCAUGCGAGGUGCUGUCAAAACCACAGAAGUCGCUUGCUUAUUUACUUGAAACUUACUGUGGUGUGACAACAAAUAAAUUAUUACAGCGUGAAGACUGGAGACAGCGCCCUCUCUCUGCUGAAAUGGUACAUUAUGCACGAACAGAUGCACACUAUCUGUUGUAUAUUGCAAACUGUCUAAUCAUCGAACUCAAACAACUGGACAACGGAAACAGUUGGUCUGAUGACAAAUUCCAUUUUAUUCUCGAGGCUAGUCGGCGUUCAAACAUGACUUGCUUACAACUUUUCACAAAGGAGAUCGAAGUUUCUCCCGGAGAAUCUGCUGCAUUAUCAUUACUUUCACGUCAUGUGAGCAGUCAAGGCUUUCCUUCAAUUUCCAAUGAAACCCAGAAUAUUGUGAGGCAACUGUGCACAUGGAGAGAUAUGAUGGCUCGUAUUCAUGAUGAGAGCUUAAAAUAUGUACUGUCAGACCAGGCGAUUAUUGCUUUGGCAAGUCAGCCUCCAGAAUGUCACUCUGAAAUAUACAACACCAUAGCUCAGACUGAUAUCAAUGUGGAAAUGGGUCUCAACUCUUUCAUCCCUUCCCCUUCUCCUGUUGUUUGCAGCCACCUUAGUGAUAUCUAUCAGCUUCUUUUAAAUGAAUUGGUUAACAAUGAUGAUAUUUAUUCAGUGAUUCUUCAGAAGUGUCUAGGUCAAAAUGGGAGUUGUCCACUUUCUAUAUUUAAUUAUGCUUUAUUGGUUAACAGUAACCUGAGACCUACUUUAGCCUAUAAACACUCGGGCCUAAAAAAUCCUAAACAAUUUUCCCGGAAGGCUUCUCGAGAUUUGUUUGUUCAAAAAUUCUCUUGUAAAUCUCCUGUUUAUCACAAUUGCCGGAUAUUUGCUAAUGAUGGGAGGCUGCUUUGUUAUUGUGAUAGGAAGAAGCUUGAAUGGUACAUUAGUCGGGAUCUCGCAAAACUUAUUGAGGAGGACCCACCAGGUAUAAUGCUUCUUUUUGAACCCAAAGGCCGCCCAGAGGAUGAAGACAAUGAUUUUUAUAUCCAGAGUAAGAAAAAUAUAUGCGUUGGGUGUGGAGAAGGAAAUCACUACUUACGGUACCGAAUAAUCCCAUCAUGUUACAGAAUGCAUUUCCCAGAGCAUUUGAAAAGCCAUCGUUCACAUGAUAUUGUCCUACUUUGUGUGGAUUGCCAUGAAGUUGCCCAUGCUGCUGCAGAGAAGUAUAAGAGAAAAAUAGCUGCUGAAUUUGGGAUUCCUCUCUAUGUUCGCAGGGUAAUUCAUCCAGGGCAAGAGACUGAAAAACAGAUUGAGGAGGGAGGUGUGUCUCCAUUACAGUUACGAACAGCUGCUAUGGCUCUUCUAUACCAUGGACCAAGAAUGCCUCUGAAUCGCCGUGAAGAACUGACUGAGAUUGUGAAGAGAUAUUAUGGAGGAAGGGAGAUAUCGGAGGAAGAUCUAGUGAGAGCUUUGCAAGUUGGCAUGAGCCCUCAUGAGAGAAGACGAUUUGAGAAGAAGAGAGGGUUUUCUUUUAAACAUUCCAUAGGGAGUACUGCUGCAGAGCCAGAACAGGAGAAUCAUGCUGAUAAAACUACAGAUUAUAAUGAAAGCACUGACUCUGCUGUACAUGUUGAUAAUAGCUCUCUGAGCAGAAGGCAACCAAAUGGAGUUAGUGACUUGUCUUAUCCCCCCCAGGUUGAAGAAUCGACACAAGUUAAACAUAAUUCAAAACUAUCACUCUUGGGACAUGGACCUCAUGGUAAACAAGUUGUAGAACAUUUACUGAAGGAGUAUGGUGAAGAUGGCAUUCGAGAGUUUUGUCAAAGAUGGAGACAAGUAUUUGUUGAAGCUGUAAAUCCACGUUUUCUUCCUGCUGGCUGGGAUGUAAAACACAGUGGAAGGAGAGACUUCGGCGAGUUCAGCGUAUACAAUCCUGACAGAAUAGUGUCUGCUGCUAGUUCGGAGUGACUCUGCACGACCUAUAAGUAACAUGCAUAUUUUCUAUUUCAAUGUGCUACUCCACUUCCUCAUUCGGU